This is a messenger RNA of Tachyglossus aculeatus (Australian echidna), 3877 nucleotides long. RefSeq names its product tubulin tyrosine ligase like 8 (gene TTLL8). Gene Ontology annotation, cellular component: cilium. Bases 99 to 2678 code for a protein of 859 amino acids. The record is from RefSeq and is a predicted model, not a curated record. The transcript has 14 exons. Gene Ontology annotation, molecular function: protein-glycine ligase activity, initiating. Gene Ontology annotation, biological process: cilium assembly; cilium movement; protein polyglycylation. Lineage: Eukaryota; Metazoa; Chordata; Mammalia; Monotremata; Tachyglossidae.
CCUUACGGGCCCCCGCACGGCCCCGGGCCAGGGCGGGCCGGAGGGGCUCCUCGGCCGCCCAAGGGACGCGGCCACCCGCCGGAACCAGAACCAGAAAAAUGAGAAAAGGUGGUCCACUGGCCCCAGCCAUCAUGAAUGAGAGUCAUACCACGAAGAGAAGAUUCUCACUAGCUUCUUGCGAUGAAGAAAGAAAAGAAAAUAUGCCUAAAAGAGGUCUUUCCCUUGAAUCGACACAUUUUCCCCGACUGGACAGGUACAAGCAGGCAAAGCACUUAUCGGAAAAGGCCAUCAAGGAAAAGAAAAUCUUUACCAUCUUCGGGCAUUACCCAGUAAUCCGGGCUUGUCUCCAAAGAAGAGGCUGGGUGGAGAAGAAAUUUCAUCCCCUGUGCAAAGGAGUGCAGGAUGGAAGCCACAGUGUUAACGGAAGAGUGAAAGACGAGAACCGCCCUGACCGCAGAGAAGAGAGAGAGAGUUUUAACGACGAGUCGCACGGCAUCCACGAUGUGAUGGGUUUUCCGGUUGCGGGGGUGUCCCAGUCUAGGUUGGUGAAGGAUGAAACCCCGCACCUUCUCUGGACGAUCAGACGGGAUGUAAUAGACGCCCACGGCUUACAUGGCGACCAGAUGCUGAAUCACUACGGGAAGACGACCUCCUUCACCACCAAGAUUGGGCUGUGCCUGAAUCUGAGGGAUCUGCCGUGGUACGUGCAGGCGAACCCAAACUCCUUCUUCCCUCGCUGCUACAACCUCUGCACCGAAGACGAGAAGCAGGAUUUUCUGGGCGGACCCCUGGCCCUCUCAGCCCUGCACCGCCCACCCCAGGGACCGAUCGCUACAAUUUCAGAUGAUUUCCGGCGGACAGUGGCAUCCAGUAUACUCAAAUGGGUGGUCAGCUACCACACAUGUGGCAAAAGCAAGCCGAAGUCCAGGAAAGAAGGUAGCGGCCAUGAAGAGCCAUGCAGGAAGACAGACCCCGCUCCCUGGGAGGAAAAGAAACGGAAAUGCCUCCCCGGGAGACUGAUAGAUGCCGCCUGCCAGGUGUGCGAGACCUACCUGGGACGCCUGGAGCACCGGGACAUCGAUGGCGCCGCGGACGGGCCGGACGGGCCGGACGGGCACACGUCCCUCAGCGAGCCCCAGUGGGCCGAACUGAUCCAGCAGUAUUACUGCCUCAUUCAUGAUGAUGCUUUUAUUUGUAAUUCAAGGGAUUACAUUCCACAGUGCCAGACUAUACUGAAUAAAAUCACGUCAGUCAACCCACAGUUGGAAAUAGACGGCAUGCAAAGUAUCUGGAUUAUAAAGCCCGGGGCGAAAUCACGGGGCAGAGACAUCGUCUGCAUGGACCGGGUGGAAGACAUCUUGGGGCUGGUGAGCUCCACGGAGCAGGCCUCCGCCAAGGACAAGUGGGUGGUCCAGAAAUACAUCGAGACCCCGCUGCUCAUCUACGACACCAAAUUUGACAUCCGCCAGUGGUUCCUCGUCACCGACUGGAAUCCCUUGACCGUUUGGUUCUACAAAGAGAGCUACCUCAGGUUUUCCACCCAGCGCUUUUCCCUGGACAGUUUGGACAGCUCCAUCCACCUCUGCAACAACUCGGUCCAGAAGCACCUGGUCAACGCGGCGGACCGGAGUCCCCAGCUGCCCGCCUACAACAUGUGGACGAGCACUCGUUUCCGGGAGUACCUGCAGCGGAAGGGCCGGGGCGGCGUCUGGCAGGCCGUCAUCUACCCGGCCAUGAAGAGGGCCGUGGGCCACGCCCUGAAGGUGGCCCAGGACCACGUGGAGCCGCGGAGGAACAGCUUCGAGCUGUAUGGCGCCGACUUCAUCCUGGGCAAGGACUUCCGGCCUUGGCUGAUCGAGAUCAACUCCAGCCCCACCAUGCUCCCGUCCACCCCGGUCACCGCCCAGCUGUGCGCCCAGGUGCAGGAGGACACCGUCAGGGUGGUGAUUGAUCGGAAGCUGGACCGGAACUGUGACAUCGGGAACUUCGAGCUGCUGUGGAAACAGCCGAUGGUCGCGCUCCCCCGCUUUAGCGGGUCAAGCCUUUGCGUGGAAGGGGUCAGCCUCCAGAAGUCCAGAAAGCCCCAGGCGUCCAUCUGCACGGUCAACCUGCUGGGGCAGCUGGCCAGCACCCAGGCCCCGCGGGGUCCGGUCCCGGCGGGCGGCCGAACCCACGUGCCCGAGCCGGUCCGGCCUAGGGCCGCCUGCCACCCUGGGAAGUGGAAGGGGGAGAAGGUGGUCUCCUGCAGCCUGCCCGAGCCCGGUCGGGGCCCCCCGGAUGGAAGCUGCAGAGCCUCCAAGGUGGAAUUCCCGGCUGUUCCCUUCCGGGCCGAAGAGAACAUCUCCCGGAGCCCCCAGAGGCUCCUGGCGGCCCGGCCCCAGAACCUCCCCAACACCGGUGCCCCCGUCAGCCCCGCGGCCCUGGUGCUCCGGAACCUGAAGAUCCGAGACAGAUCCUGGUUCCGGCCAGCCAAGGGAUCAGGUUUUCCACGCAGUUUGAAGAACCCUUGCCUCGUGUGCAGACGUACCUUCCAGCUGGAAAAGUCAUGCAAACACUGCAGCUCUUUCCACGCCACCGUCUUUCAAGAAGGUGCUUUCAUCCCCCUAACCGCCCAGGGCUCCCUGGUGAAGAAGGCCGCAAACAGCGGCUGGGGCGCCCAGAAGACCGCCCGGCCCUAGGAGACCCCAGACCCAUUUCGUUUCUACAAAGAGACCCCUCCUUGCCCCCCACUGAUGCUGCUUUGGACAAGGGACGUGAGUCCCAUGAUGACAUUUGCUUCUCCAAUUGUUUCCGGCCUCCCGGUGAAUCCCAAGCUGGUGAAACCGGGAGCCCCAGGGCACGGGGAGCUUUUCUCCAUGACCCCCACCCCCCCCCCACCCCCCGCCGAAAUGGGUUGGCAAGAGUGAGAUAGCCAAGGAGGAAUUUUGGGAAUUUUCUUCCCUGAAGACUUCCAGCACGUCAACCCCUAAAGAUGUCCUGCUCUCUCGCAGUCCGCGCCUCAAGCCUCUCCGGCUCCCCGUGGCCAGGCCCGAAGUCCCGGGGUCGAAGGUGACCUUGGGGAUCUAAAAGGUUCCACGUCCCAGUUUAGGGUUCCCCCCACCUCUCUCUGCACCCUCUCUGUCCUCCGGUAGAAUCAGAAACCGAGCCAGACUCUCCAACGUGUCGGUAGAACGGGAUUUGGCAAGACACGGGCAGCGAAAGAAGUUUUGGAAAGCCCGGAGUUAACUUUCCCUCUGAACCCCAGGACACAGGGCCUCAUAGCCAGAUUUCAGCCCUAGGGGAAUGGGGGCUGGGUUAGGCCUGAGCAAGAUGGGGAGAAGGCUGGGAGCUGCUGGGGGCGAAUCCUAUGAAAUCCAGAGCGCUAAGUGACAUUGGGAUUCCGGAGAGGAUUGCCAACAAACACUUUUUCCCACCCCAACUUUUCCUUGGAAUUGGAGCCCCCAGCUCUGCCCCUGGAUUACAGAGGGGCCAGACAACUCGCCAAGCUGGCCUACAUCUUUCCAAAACCCCAUGUCUGUCCCAACGGGGCCCGGAUCCUCGGACUCAGAGAUCUCCUGGAUCCUCGGCCUGGCUCUGCUGGGUGGAGGCUUUCUCCCGGAAACUGUAGCCACAGUGGGGAUUUCAACGGCCCUGGAGGAAGUGGAAACCAGAGCCAAGAGGCCCCCGGACGGGCAAGCUUCCUGGCGAGGAUGGGGCCACGCUCGAUCGUUACUGAUGAACCCCGGACAUCGUGGUCUGGAGACCAAUUUCCCGCCGUUCUCCCUUCCCAAAUAAAACCGACCCAUUCGAAUCCCUGUGAUUGCUGCUGAAUGAGGGGAAUAAAUUGAUUGAUUGUCUUGGUUGGCCUUCCGAUGCAGUGGUUUAUCACCAUCAUAAC